GGCGGAGGCCGGGGGGUGGGCGCUGGGUGCCGUGCCCUGUGCCGAACGGGUCCCGCCGCCCAGCUCCGGUGUCCCGUAGGCGGCCGGUGGAGGCGGCAGCAUGUCGGUGGCGGGGCUCAAGAAGCAGUUCUACAAGGCCAGCCAGCUGGUCAGCGAGAAAGUUGGAGGGGCUGAAGGGACCAAACUUGACGAUGACUUCAAGGAAAUGGAAAAGAAAGUGGACCUGACCAGCAAGGCAGUUACAGAAGUACUGACCAGAACAAUAGAGUACCUCCAGCCAAACCCAGCUUCCAGAGCCAAGCUAACCAUGCUGAACACGAUGUCGAAGAUCCGCGGGCAGGUGAAGAACCCCGGCUACCCGCAGUCGGAAGGGCUGCUGGGGGAGAGCAUGAUCCGAUACGGCAAGGAGCUGGGCGAGGACUCCAACUUCGGCGAUGCGCUUCUCGAUGCCGGUGAAUCUAUGAAGCGACUGGCUGAAGUGAAGGACUCGCUGGACAUUGAAGUCAAACAAAAUUUUAUUGACCCCCUCCAGAACCUGUGUGACAAAGACCUGAAAGAGAUCCAGCACCAUCUCAAGAAGCUGGAAGGCAGGCGCUUGGACUUUGACUACAAGAAGAAACGACAGGGAAAAAUCCCUGAUGAGGAACUCCGACAGGCCAUGGAGAAAUUUGAGGAGUCCAAGGAAGUGGCCGAGACCAGUAUGCACAACCUCCUAGAAACCGACAUCGAGCAGGUGAGCCAGCUCUCAGCCCUGGUGGAUGCCCAGCUGGACUACCACAGGCAGGCAGUGCAGAUCCUGGACGAGCUUGCAGAAAAACUCAAACGCAGAAUGAGGGAGGCCUCCUCGCGUCCCCGGCGGGAAUACAAGCCCAAGCCCAGGGAGACGUAUGACUUUGGAGAGACUGACCAAUCUAACGGGGGCUUCUCUUGCAAUCCUCCCCCUAAAGUCUCAGCUUCCUCCUCUUUCCGAUCCGACAAGCCGUCCCGGGCCUCCGUCAGGAGUAUCCCUCACCUGGACCAGCCGUGCUGCAAGGCGCUCUACGACUUCGAACCCGAGAACGACGGCGAGCUGGGCUUCAAGGAGGGCGACAUCAUCACCCUCACCAACCAGAUCGACGAGAACUGGUACGAGGGCAUGAUCAACGGCCAGUCGGGCUUCUUCCCGCUCAACUACGUGGAAGUGCUGGUUCCGCUACCUCAGUGAAACGGCAUCUCUCCCCCACCCCGGCCCCGCGCCGCGCUCGCGCCCUCUCCGCGGCGGCGCGGGGCCGAGCCUGCAUUCCACGUCUGUCCCGACACCAGCCCCUCUCCGGCGGGGCGGGGGGAGAAGACGCGGCCGAGUUUGCCACCAGGGAACAAGCCAGAAGGGUCGGAUGGCCCCCACCCCGGAGAAUUUGGUUGGUGUUUUUGGUUUUUUUUUUUUAGUUUGUUUGUUUUUUUGGUCCUUCUGGUGCUUGAACUUAGGUACUUUAUGAGCCCCGCCAGGUUCCUCGCGGUCUGUACAUUUAAGCUGGCCUCUCCUUGUCCAGUUUCUGUCUUUGCUUUGGUCAAGUGUCCGUACAAACCGGGGCAGCCGUGCCGGAGAGCUGGGGCACGCGUCCUUCAUGUCCUUCAGCGCAGGGAGACGGGGCCGGGCAAGCGGUGGUGGGGGCAAAGCAGGGCUGAGCCUCGAGAAGGGGCAAGAGCUUUGCCCCCUUCCUGCCCCGGCGCGGGCAGCUGCUGCCGAACACUACCCCUCUCCCCGCGGACACACGGCCACCCUCGCAGCUCCGCGCCCUCCUCUGCACCGCUGCGGGAGCUCAGCGGAGGCAGCGCAGGGCAGAGCAACACUACAACACAGGCCCAACACUAAACCAGC
Molecule: messenger RNA, 1858 nt
Organism: Oxyura jamaicensis (ruddy duck)
Lineage: Eukaryota; Metazoa; Chordata; Aves; Anseriformes; Anatidae
Gene: SH3GL1
Product: SH3 domain containing GRB2 like 1, endophilin A2
Exons: 11
Coding region: 101-1204 (367 amino acids)
Biological process (GO): synaptic vesicle uncoating
Cellular component (GO): cytoplasm; presynapse; glutamatergic synapse
Molecular function (GO): protein binding
Source: RefSeq, a predicted model, not a curated record